AACUUAUUCAUGAUGGUUUGGUAUAAAUAGAUCAAGAACUGGUCACAGUUAGUGGGACAACUUGGCUUAUCGGAUAUGGCAGGUCGGCCACAGUUUGCGCAACGAGUCAAACGGUGGAUGCACAAAUACAAAAUUGACUGCUAUUUUGAUUAUCUGCUUGGCAAUGAAUUCAAUUUUCACUCGGCCGAUGAAAAAUACACAGGUUGUCUCAUGAUGGGAAACUAUCAGAAACGCCGACUAGACCGAUCUCGCGCGGCUGAUGAAGCCGAAUCUGUCCAUCCGCCGGAAGAUAGCGAAACCCAUAAUAAACGUCGACGGGUUGUCGACAGACGACGGCGAAGGUCACUGUCCACGGAAGAAGUUCAAUCCAUAGUAGACGAUGAGGACGACAAUACAUUCAGUGAUACAGCGACAUCGCGAACGCACGAAUUUGAAAAGCAUCGUGGCCCUAUUGUAUUUGCGGGAAGCCGCAAACGCUUACGAGAAGUGGAUCCCUCAAACUUGCGAUUUAUGGAUAAUGUCCGUCGAGUGCAACAUAGUGCGAAAGAUGAGUCGGAACACCCUAUGGACGAUGAUAUGGAAGAAAGCGAUGCAGUGGCAAAUAGCGAUGAAGAACAACAAAUGGAGGCUGAGAGCACUAGCGGAAGUGUGCAAUUGGCAAAUUCACCGUCGGCCUCACCUGGGGAGAAUCAAGAUGAUGAAGAAGAUGAACUAGCUUCGUCCUCUGUAGGAUCGCCUGACGGCAGCAUCAUGUCCGAUUUUCACAGCGCAGAGGACGAGCUUAACUUGGAUAACCCAGUGGAAACGGAAGACGAUUCAUCAAUAGAACAUCCACCCCUUCACUCGGAAACCACCGCCGUGGAUUCAUCUUUUGCUCAACCUUCAUUAUUCCAUAAUCAAACAUCAACAAACGAAGCAGCGGCUGGUCCGUCCGUUUCCGAACCAUCAUUUUCCCUCGAUCUUGAUUCAUCCUCUGAAUCAAAAGAUUCUACCACUCUCUGCGCCAACUGCCACCAAGUCCCGAUGAUGAAAAAGGAGAUCCAACAACUCAAAGACCAUAUUGCACUAUUGGAGAAAAAGCUGCAGGAGCAACAAAAGGCUGCCAGCACCAAAGAAACGGAUCUGUCGCAACAACUUCAGGAACGGAACGAGAUGUGCGAGAAGUAUGAGCGUUGGAGAAAAGAUAUGGCCAAGCUUUUCCUACAAGAACCCUCUUUAACAUCAUCCCCGCCCAAAAACAAUCUGGAUGUGGAUACCUCCUAAUAUUUUCAUUACUAAUCUGUAACAUUACUGUAUUUUGUUGUAUUAUUGGAUUAUUUAUAAGAGACGUCAAACCCUACUUUGUCUCUAACACAAUUUCUUAGCAUUCAAUUCGCGAUCUCACAGUUGUAAAAAAAGACUCAUGAAUACAUAAUCAAAC
Molecule: messenger RNA, 1420 nt
Organism: Radiomyces spectabilis
Lineage: Eukaryota; Fungi; Mucoromycota; Mucoromycetes; Mucorales; Radiomycetaceae
Exons: 1
Coding region: 76-1263 (395 amino acids)
Source: RefSeq, a predicted model, not a curated record